Molecule: messenger RNA, 1826 nt
Organism: Acanthopagrus latus (yellowfin seabream)
Lineage: Eukaryota; Metazoa; Chordata; Actinopteri; Spariformes; Sparidae
Gene: atp6v1c2
Product: ATPase H+ transporting V1 subunit C2
Exons: 13
Coding region: 554-1678 (374 amino acids)
Biological process (GO): proton transmembrane transport
Cellular component (GO): vacuolar proton-transporting V-type ATPase, V1 domain; lysosomal membrane
Molecular function (GO): proton-transporting ATPase activity, rotational mechanism
Source: RefSeq, a predicted model, not a curated record
GCAGAAUUGAGCCUAGAGCCAAUAAUGAAUUUAUGAAUUGACAAUGACAACUGCAGCCUACCAAAGAAAACGAAGUAAUUAGCUAACUUCGCUGUUUUACAUUUAAAACAAAAAUAUAUAUAGCAAAUGACUGACAAUUUGAAGAGGCGUAAUGCAAUAACUAACCACUACUAUGCCUGUACAUAUCGUUACAUAAUAUAAAAUAUAGAUAAAAUGUAAAGUAGUUGUUUUGUUUGGGCAAAUUGAAGAUUUUUCAAAGCGUUCCCGUUUAAAGUUCAAAUUAAGUGAAAUUAUUUUGUAGCGAACUUUGAGUAACAUGCAAAGCGACGGCACAGUUUCAAAUAGAGAGUCAGCCAUUUUCAGUGUUUGCUUGAACCACCUGAGUGAUGCAUCAGCUGCCUGUGAUCCUGGAGGACAGCAGGCUGUCAGCCUCAGCUGCUCACACUCUCUUAUCACUCAGCGGACGGUCAUGAAGAUAACCUGACGUGUCUUUUAGUGCCAAGGCCUGUUAUUGUGGGGAGGAUUUUGACUGGAAGUCUCCACGUGAAGAGUCAUGACAGAUUUGUGGUUGAUUUCUGUCCCGCUGGACAAGAAAAGUUUAACCAGUGUAGAGAAACUCAAGCGCACCAUUGCCAAAACCAGCCUGGCCACCUGCUGCAGGUUCUCCAUUCCAGAUCUCAAGGUGGGAAUACUGGACAGUCUGCUCAUCGUCUCAGAUGAUCUCUCCAAGCUCGACACACUGACAGAAAGUGUGAUCAAAAAAACAUAUCAGUGUAUGAGGGAGGUGAUGGAGCAGUCCAGUGACAAAGUGCUGGAAAAUGCCCUAGCCAAUGGAGUGGACCUGAUGAGCUUCGUAACCAAGUUUCAGUGGGACAAAGCCAAGUACCCCACAGCCAUGCCUCUUACCAAUCUGGCAGACAUCAUUAACAAGGAAGUUUCUCAGAUUGAGACGGAGUUAAAGUCCAGGGCAGUGGCGUACAACAGUGUGAAAACAAGCUUGCAAAGCCUUGAACACAAACGAGAUGGGACUUGCAGUUUGAUUAACACUGUGAAGAAGGAGGACCUGGUGUUCUCAGAGUAUCUCACCACUCUGCUGGUACUAGUGACCAGAGCGAGCUACUUGCAAUGGGAGAGGACCUAUGAAUCUAUGUCAGAGUUUGUGGUUCCAAGAUCCAGCAGGAAGCUGGACGAGGACGAAAAGGGAGGCAUUUUCUCGGUGACACUCUUCAAAAGAGCUGUUUGUGAAUUCAAAGCCAAAGCCCUGGAGAGCAAGUUCGACGUGCGCGAGUACAGCUUUGAUCUUGAGGAGAAGAGGCAGCAAGAGAUUAAGCAUCUUAAUGUUCACAAGAAGGAGCAAUAUGGAAUCUUUGUGCGCUGGCUGAAGCUGAAUUUCAGUGAGGUGUUUGUCGCCUGGAUCCAUUUAAAAGCAUUGAGGGUGUUUGUGGAAUCAGCUCUCAGGUAUGGAUUACCGAUGAACUAUCAGGCUCUGCUGCUACAGACAGACAGGAAGCGUUCAAAGAAACUGAGAGAAGAGCUGUCCUCACUGUUCAUGCAUCUGGACCCCACUGCCACCGACAGCAAGACAGAUAUCAGCAGUGACAUCCCAGGAAUCUGUCAACAGGAGUACUUCUCCUACAUCUGCUUCCAUAUCAAUACCAAUUUGCUGGAGAUCAGCUAGCGGUCAGCAGAGAGAGGACCCACACAGUGACCAAGCAAUGAGGGCCCUGUAAUUUAUAUGGUGGAUGGUUCCAAACUUGUCAGAGUCAGAACUAUAAAGACUCUAAACUCUGGAAUAAAACACAUCUAGUGAUGAAUCUGUCCUUGAA